Molecule: messenger RNA, 2258 nt
Organism: Eleginops maclovinus (Patagonian blennie)
Lineage: Eukaryota; Metazoa; Chordata; Actinopteri; Perciformes; Eleginopidae
Gene: rnf144b
Product: ring finger protein 144B
Exons: 8
Coding region: 399-1352 (317 amino acids)
Biological process (GO): positive regulation of proteasomal ubiquitin-dependent protein catabolic process; ubiquitin-dependent protein catabolic process; protein polyubiquitination
Cellular component (GO): ubiquitin ligase complex; cytoplasm; mitochondrial membrane
Molecular function (GO): zinc ion binding; ubiquitin conjugating enzyme binding; ubiquitin protein ligase activity
Source: RefSeq, a predicted model, not a curated record
AAGAGUGGAGCUGAGCGGAGAGCAGACACAGCUUCCUGGAUGGAAUCAAAACGCAGCAACAAAGCACACACUCUUUCACACCCACAUACACACACCUACACACAGGCCGUAAAGAAGCCAGCAGGACCUUUAAACAUGUUUUCAGUUGUUCUGUAAACCCGGUGCGUGUGUGAGACAGCGGUGACGGUGGUUCUGCGGUGACAGCGGAGAGGCUUCUACCAGCAGACUGUAUCAACACAUGUGUCUGUGCCACAGUUGGAGCACUGCGGCUGUGGAUCUGGACUCUUACUCUCAGUGGUAAACGGGAAAGGAACAUGGAGGCUGUCGCUCCUCUGCAUCCCCAGCAGAAGGGCUAGGAGCAGCCUGAUCCCUCCCUUACCCGCCUGCAUUGCCGCACCAUGGCCAGCAGGAGUCCAACCCUGAGUCAGGAUGCCGGGGAGUCGCAGGGGACCCCUGAGGCCGGGGUUCACCCUCAUCCAGGGCCCUUCUGCAAGCUGUGCCUCAGUGAACAGCCGUCUGCAGCCACCAGGGAACUCCAGAGCUGCAACUGUGUCUUCUGCAAAGCGUGUUUGGAGCAGUAUGUUCGGCUUGCCAUCAUGGAGGGAGGGGGGACACCCAUCACCUGCCCAGAUAUGGCCUGCCAAAAGACUGGAGUGCUACUGGACUCUGAGAUAGCCAGCUUGGCCUUGGAGGAUCAGUUGGAGCUGUAUCAGCGUCUGAAGUUUGAGAGAGGAGUGAAUUUGGACCCCAGUAAAGCCUGGUGUCCGGUGCUUGAAUGCCAGGCAGUGUGCAGUGUGCAGCAGAGCACUGAGGGCCAGCCCACUAAUGUGUCCUGCCCGACCUGUCUCACCAUCUUCUGCUCCGGGUGCAGAGGGCCCUGGUACGACGACCACACCUGCCCUGAGCAACAGACCAUGAUGUCACCGUCACUCGCUCAUGAAAGCAGGGCGCGCUCCGACAGUGACUCUGACCUGCCCAUCAAGCAGUGUCCUAUGUGUGCUAUUUACAUCGAGAGGAACCAGGGCUGUGCACAGAUGCUGUGUAAGAGCUGCAAACACACCUUCUGCUGGUACUGUCUGCAGAACCUGGAUGGUGAUAUCUUCCUGAGACAUUAUGAUAAGGGGCCGUGCAGAAACAAGCUGGGACAUUCGCGGGCCUCUGUUAUGUGGAACAGAACGCAGGUGGUGGGUAUCCUGGUGGGUGUUAGCAUCAUCGGACUGGUCACGUCUCCACUCAUCCUGCUGGCCUCUCCCAUCAUCCUCUGCUGCCUCUGCAAGCCCUGCAGCGGGAAGAAGGCGAAGAAAAAGAAAAAGAAGAAGGACCCCAGCCAGCCAGACUCCUCCACAUCAUAGCAGAUCGCCUUCUCAUCUGCCCUGCCCAAGGAAACCAAGAGAGGAUCAGAGCUGCAUGGGGGAAAAUAAUAAAGUUGGAAUGACAAUGGAUUACUUUUUCAUGACUCAACAGACUGGAAACCUUGUCAGUGGUUCAAUAAGUGCAGAGCUUUUUGAACUCUCAAAUAACAAGUACUUUAUGUGGUGGAAGUGUAAAUAUGAGGAGAAUGAAUGUAACUCACCUGCACAACAGGUACUAAGGAGACAGCGGCGACUGUGAGAGUUUUCCUGUACACACACACACACACACACACACACACACACACACACACACACACACACACACACACACACACACACACACACACACACACACACACACACACCAGACAAACACACAAAUGCAACGCCACCCUCAUGUGCCAAACGUCAUGAUGCCAAACCAGAGGAGUUAGGUGCUCAAGUGCCUCACUCCACAGUGCCUGGUGCUUGGUUGUAUUUGUUUUGCCUUCCAUUCUAUCUUUAUCUUAUGCUAAAAUGUUAGCAUUAUGAAAAUUAAAAACCGUCAGGAUUACAGAGGGUUGUGAACCCCCUAACAAUGCAAAACAUUCUUUCGUAAAGUGUGAAGGCUAACGCCCGGCCUCGUGUGUGCACUGUAUAAUCUGUACUGAUAUGAAAUAUGAUAGGGCUUCAACGGUGCACAGAGAACUUUCCUUCUGCUAAUGUUUGUUGUUUCCACCUGGAAUACGUUCCAGACCAAAGGCUCUAAAGGAUCACGUGUUCUUUUCUAAAGGUGUGUCAAUGUGUAUUUAUGGGUCAUGUGUGUAUGGUUAUCAAUUAUACAUUUUUGUUGAUGUUUCUGCAUCAGAUAUUUUAUAAAAAAAAGGGCCAUUGUAAUUGAAAUAAACAAACUAUAUUGAACAUUAA